Messenger RNA from Funneliformis geosporum, 146 nucleotides. NCBI's taxonomy places the organism in Eukaryota, Fungi, Glomeromycota, Glomeromycetes, Glomerales, Glomeraceae. The record is from the annotation of a GenBank genome assembly.
AAAUUUAUGGAAUUAUGAAAAAGGAAAUUUUACAUUCUGCUUACCUUUCAACAAUUGAAAAUCUUGAGACUAUAUCAAUGUCAUACUUGGACAAGUUUCUAGAAAAUAAUGUGAAGAGUUUAAGGGAACUUUGUACUGAUCCAUAG